Messenger RNA from Sphaeroforma arctica JP610, 224 nucleotides. RefSeq lists its product as hypothetical. The annotation marks the transcript as partial. The record is from RefSeq and is a predicted model, not a curated record. The transcript has a single exon. NCBI's taxonomy places the organism in Eukaryota, Ichthyosporea, Ichthyophonida.
CCACAACCGGCACAAAAGAUGGCAAGAAAGAUAAGGACGGAGACUUUGUCAAGCCAGCGAGCCGAAAAAAACUCAAGUCUGGAGUGGAGGGCGAUAGUGGCAGUGGGAGCAGCAAAGAUAAAAAGUCAAAGGAUGGCUCAGCCAAAUCCAGUAAAUCCAAGAAGUAUGGAAUGGGGCUUAUUUGGUUUGCAUUAUGUUGUGCAUUCUAUCAGUUGGUAUAUUAA